This is a messenger RNA of Penaeus vannamei (Pacific white shrimp), 1434 nucleotides long. Its product is annotated as leukocyte receptor cluster member 1. NCBI's taxonomy places the organism in Eukaryota, Metazoa, Arthropoda, Malacostraca, Decapoda, Penaeidae. The record is from RefSeq and is a predicted model, not a curated record.
UUUAGAGAGGCGAAACGCGACAGGCCAGGAGGAGCGAGUUGCAUGUCCACAGAUGUAUUUAUUAUUGUUUAUUUAUACAGAUGGAAACAGGCGGAUGGCAACGAGAGUAUAAUUACCUGACUGUAUGAAUACUUGUUGAACACAGCGAAUAUGAAUAUUUUACCCAAAAAGAGGUGGCAUGUCCGCACGAAGGAAAAUAUUGCAAGAGUGCGGCGUGAUGAGGCACAGGCUGCAGAGGAGGAGAAACAGAGGGUUUAUAGAGCCAAGUUAGCGGAGAAAGAAGCUCGCACAGCCAUUCUGAGAGCCAAAGCCCGAGAAGAUUAUGAUGGAGGUUACAGCAGCCAAGACACACCUGAGCCACAGAAGAAGAGCGAGGGGAGUGCGGACAUCUACACAGCAGAUGGAAACAUCAACUUCUUUAAAGAUCUGGAGGAGGGCAAGAAGACCCAAGGGACAAACAAGGAGUACGAGGAGGAGAAGAAAGCAGAGCAGGAGAAGUACGAGAAGAGUAUCGGAUACUUGACAUACUUGGGUCAAGAUUCAGUGGAGGCCAAUGGGGGCAAGGCCUGGUACGAAGGCAGUGGUGGAAGGGCCGCCUACAGAGACAAGGAUGGUGAGGAUGUGCAGGAGGUUGGACUCAAGAGCAAGAGCAAGCUGGAUCCAAUGAAUGAUAUACGGAAGUACAUGGGUUUCAAGCCUUCUGCAAAGGCCUCUGCCCCUCCAGCAAACAUAGCUGUUUCUGUCAAGCCGGAGAAGAAGGAAGAAAUUUGUCUUAAAAGAAGUGAGAGUAUGUCAAGGGAAAAAGAUGACAGACUCAGGAGAAAAGAAAGCAAGAAAAGAAAGAAACAUAAAAAGGAAAAGCAUAGCAGAAAGAAAAAGAGGAAAACUUAUAGUGAUGAUACUGAUGAUGACUCAGACAGAGAAAGGAAAAGUUACAAAGAAAAAUCAUUGAAAGGUAGAAAGAGAAAGAGAGAUAGUAGUAGUGACGAUAGUAUAGAUAGCUACCGAGAUAGGAAGCGAAAGAAACAUGGAAAGAGUUCAAGAAGACCCAAGAAUGACAACAAACACAGGAAGAGACACCAAAGAUCUAGCAGUAGUGACUCAACCACUGGUACAUCAAGUUCUGAACCAGAGAGCAGUGAGGAUGAAGAGGCACGCAAAGAGAAAGAGAAGAAGUUGGAGGUUCUUAGAGCAGAGAGACUCAAGAGGGAAGCUGAAGAGAGAAAGAGAGCAGAGAGGCUACUUGCCGGUUUGAACCCCAACGAAAAGGACACUGUGAGUGAGGACAAGCCGGCCGUUAAACAGAAAUACCACUCUCAGUUUAACCCCCACUUGGCUAAGCAAAAUAUGGAGCCAAAACCAUUGCAGUCUGGAGUCAAAUACUGGCUUCAGUAGUUGGGCAAUGUUAUUUUAUGAUUAAACUUUAAAUCUUGA